Molecule: messenger RNA, 1291 nt
Organism: Danio rerio (zebrafish)
Lineage: Eukaryota; Metazoa; Chordata; Actinopteri; Cypriniformes; Danionidae
Gene: gxylt1b
Product: glucoside xylosyltransferase 1b
Biological process (GO): protein O-linked glycosylation via glucose
Cellular component (GO): membrane
Molecular function (GO): UDP-xylosyltransferase activity; UDP-D-xylose:beta-D-glucoside alpha-1,3-D-xylosyltransferase activity; glycosyltransferase activity
Source: RefSeq, marked provisional
GAGGAAACGGACAUCACUAGCGGACAGUAGUGGGCGAGUACACUUGUGUGCACUUUUCAACUUUUCACCUAUAAUGCGUAUAUAUCUUAGGACAUUUGGUUUGUGCAUAGUUGUCGCUCUUUUAUCUUUGGUAUUUCUGUUCAGUAAACAUGACGAAGGAAGUUUUUCAGCUGGAUUUAAGCAAGUUCGAGCGCCGCUGCAACAGAAGAGCUUCAAUGGAGCAAAAGCAAAACAACGACCCACCGCGACCACAUCACACCGAGAUGUUGUCCAGAAUCCGAACUCACCUGUCCAGGAGGAGGUACUGAUGCAUCUGGCAGCGGUGGCCUGUGGAGAGAGACACGGAGAAGUGGUCAACAUGCUGAAGACUGCAGUCACGCUCAGCCAAAGAGCCUUGAGAUUUCACAUCUUUGCAGAGCAACAGUUACAAACCAGCAUUAAAGCAGAUCUGGAUUCCUGGCCGGCUUUCAUCCAAGGGAAAUUCAGCUAUGUUCUUCACCCCAUUUCAUUCCCCCAUGAGCACCAUGAAGAGUGGAGUCAGCUUUUCAAACCGUGUGCUUCACAGAGACUCUUCCUGCCCAUGAUUCUGAGGGAACUGGACUCCUUGCUGUAUGUGGACACAGAUGUGCUCUUCCUGCAGCCUGUAGAGCUGAUCUGGGACAUGCUGAUGCUCUUUAACUCCACACAGUUAAUAGCAAUGGCUCCAGAACACGAGGAGCCCAGAAUCGCCUGGUACAGUCGCUUCUCCUGGCAUCCCUAUUAUGGGAAAAUGGGCAUCAACUCUGGCGUCAUGCUGAUGAACUUGACCCGGAUGCGAAUCACACAAUUCAAGAAUGACAUGACCCCUGUUGGUCUACAUUGGGAUGAGCUCCUGAUGCCUUUAUUACAAAAAUACAAGCUUAACAUCACCUGGGGUGACCAAGACCUCAUUAACAUCAUCUUCCAUUACAAUCCAGAAAUGGUAUAUACAUUGCCCUGCCACUGGAACUACCGUCCCGAUCACUGCAUCUAUGGCAGCAACUGCGCUCCUGCUGAAGACGAGGGUGUUUUCGUGCUUCACGGAAACAGAGGAGUGUUUCACAGCGACAAACAGCCUGCCUUCAGAGCCGUGUAUGAGGCUUUCGAACAGUACACAUUUGGCGAGGAUCUCAGACAGUCACUGCUGUCACGGCUGGAAGUGGCGCUGAAUGAAACGACACACACAUACUGUGGUAAAGCGAGUCAUUUCUUCACCACGGGACUCCAAAAGUCUGUCAGGAGGCUCCAGAGAGCGACUCCACCAGGUGACUGA